Messenger RNA from Peronospora matthiolae, 291 nucleotides. NCBI's taxonomy places the organism in Eukaryota, Oomycota, Peronosporomycetes, Peronosporales, Peronosporaceae. The record is from the annotation of a GenBank genome assembly.
AUGGGCAACGCACUCGGCACGAAGAAGACGCUGAGGGAGCAGCUGCGCGAGAACAAGCGCGAGAUCAACCGCGCCGUACGGCAGCUCGACCGAGAGCGCACGAACCUGCAGCUGCAGGAGAAGAAGCUCAUUCUCGAGAUCAAGAAGAUGGCGAAAGAAGGGGCAAAUCGCCAGCGUCAAGAUCAUGGCCAAAGACCUAGUACGCACGCGACAGCACGUGACCAAGUUCUACACGAUGCGGUCCCAGCUGCAGGCGGUUUCGCUGCGACUGGACACGGCGCAGUCAGCUGA